This is a messenger RNA of Alternaria atra, 1071 nucleotides long. RefSeq lists its product as uncharacterized. The coding region runs from base 1 to 1071 and encodes 356 amino acids. Gene Ontology annotation, biological process: biosynthetic process. Gene Ontology annotation, molecular function: acyltransferase activity, transferring groups other than amino-acyl groups. The record is from RefSeq and is a predicted model, not a curated record. NCBI's taxonomy places the organism in Eukaryota, Fungi, Ascomycota, Dothideomycetes, Pleosporales, Pleosporaceae. The transcript is spliced from 3 exons.
AUGUCCUCAAAUGACGAUUAUCAGACCUACAAGCUUGGGAACUUCAAGCUCAAGUCUGGUGGGGAGAUACCAGAUGCUUUCAUCGCUUACAAAACGCUAGGUGACCCAUCACUCCCCGCUGUCAUAUAUCCAACAUGGUACAGUGGGACGAUAUCCGACAACAUCUGGCUCACGGGCGAGGGCAAAACACUCAACCCUUCCGAGUACUACAUCAUCAUGCCUGCAUUGUUCGGCAAUGGCCAAUCGUCGUCACCAUCAAACAUGCCAGAUUUGCGCCCUUUCCCAGAAGUGCUGUUUUACGACAACGUACGAGCCCAGCAUGAGCUUGUCACCAAACAUCUGGGUGUCAAGCAUGCUCGUGCUGUUCUUGGUUGGUCCAUGGGUGCAGGACAGACAUACCAAUGGGCUACGCAAUUUCCAGACUUCAUGGACCUUGCGGUACCGUUCUGUGGAAGUGCGAAAACGAGCCUGCAUAACCAGGUCUUCCUAGAAGGCGUCAAGAGCGCCUUGUAUUCCGCUCUACGGACAAGUUCCGCAGGCGUCGCAAAGCCAGACCUUCAAACUGCUCAGGGCCAAAAAGUGACUUUUUCCUCAGAGACUCGAGAAGCUGGGUUGAAGGCUCUUGGUCGCGUUUAUGCUGGCUGGGGCUUCUCUCAAGCAUUCUAUCGCGAGAAACUGUACGAGACAGCGCCUAUGCUUGGAUUCAAGAAUCUGGACGACUUUCUUGUCAACUUCUGGGAGGCAUGGGCACUUUCGAAAGACCCGGAGAAUAUGCUGGUCAUGGCGCAUACGUGGCAGACUGGUGACUGCUCGCAGCAAGAGCCGUACGAUGGUGACUUCGAGAAAGCGAUGAAGGGUAUCAAAGCAAAGACACUAGUCCUACCGGCGAAGACAGAUCUUUACUUUCCGCCAGAGGAUUCCGAAAUUGAAGUUCAGAACAUGACGCCAGGGGUGGGAACAUUGAAAGUAUUCCCUUCCAUCUGGGGUCAUUGGGCUGGUGGGCCGGGACAAUCGACGGAAGACGUCAAAUGGCUCGAUGCGCAGAUCAAGGAGUUCUUUGCUAAGAACUAA